Messenger RNA from Desarmillaria tabescens, 1445 nucleotides. Its product is annotated as Alpha/Beta hydrolase protein. Gene Ontology annotation, molecular function: lipase activity. The record is from RefSeq and is a predicted model, not a curated record. The coding region runs from base 168 to 1289 and encodes 373 amino acids. The transcript is spliced from 4 exons. NCBI's taxonomy places the organism in Eukaryota, Fungi, Basidiomycota, Agaricomycetes, Agaricales, Physalacriaceae.
CAGCGGUCCUCAGGCUUACCAUGCCAGACGCAAGAUACUUCCUACGGACCACGGUUGACGCUUACCCUUAGCGUGAAGACCUGCGGCGCAUGAUUUACCUGCGACUCGGGUUCGUCUAGGUCGGUUAUAAGGAAUACAGAGUUUGCUGGCUGGACAAUUGAUCCACCAUGGUCAAGCAUACUCGCGUCGUAAACUAUCACUCCCUUGGAAAUCGCGGGUAUCUACCUGGUCUUUGCGACUCUAGCCUUCAAGGUUCUCUACAGGCUUCUGGUCUCCCCAUGGGACAGAGCUACGAGGGACAAGACCUGGAGACGCGUCGUCAGCCACUACAGCGUGCACUACCUUACGCACUUGAACAUCGCCCAGCUCCAGUACAGUUUUCGGGAACUCGUACGACUGUCUAUGUUGGGUACACGAAGAAGAUUGGUGUUCCGAUGAACGUUGAGGAACUCGACCUUGGUGCUAAGAUCAUGUGGGUUGGUCCCAAGAACCCUAAACGCGUCAACAUUUUCCUUCACGGCGGUGCUUUCCUCGUCCAUGCUCCCGCUGAAGGAUAUCCUUUCUGGCGAUGGAUGCAAGGCCAGAUGAAGAACAGGGGUCUCGAUGUUGGCUUGUGCGCCCUGUCCUACGCUCUCCACCCCGAAGGCGACUACCCCCUCCCUCUCCGCCAACUUGUCGUCAUGCUCAACCACCUCAUCGCCAGCGGAGUCCCCCCAGAAGGCAUAACCAUGGUCGGCGAAUCCGCCGGUUCGAACCUGAUCCUCAUGCUCCUCUCACACAUGCUGCACCCCAUCCCCGGCGUCGAACCCUUCGUCCUCCCGCCCGGCACCAAGCUCGGCGGCGGGUACCUCCUCUCCCCCUGGAUCUCCGUCGGCGGCACCGAUGUCCCCAACUCGUUCGAAGAGAACAACCACACCGACAUCACCAGCGCCGAUACCCUCCGCGAAUGGGGUGCCCCCAUCCUCAAGGCCGUCCCGCCCUCGCAGAUUCCGUACAUGGAGGCCUCGCAUGCUCCCCAGGGCUGGUUCGACGGUGCGGAGAACUUGAUCAACAAGCUCCUCAUCACCGUUGGUGAAUUCGAGCCGUUGAGGGACUCCAUCGUCACUCUGUAUGAGAAGCACUUCAAGUCGUGGCCCAAGGAUCGCGUGACGUAUUGUUUCCAGCCGGGUGGGAACCAUAAUGAUCCGUACUAUGACUUCUUUUGGGGUGCGAACCCCUCCGAGUUUGCUAGUAGCUUGACUCCGACGGUCGUACAGUGGAUGUAUGAUGUUCACUCCCAGGUAAACUGAAUGGUAUAAGCACGAACCACAAAUUGCAUACCGCUCCAAUAAUACUCGCACGUUACAACUACUCUACUUAUUCAUUCCAUACUACAUAGAUUCAAACUGUCCGUACACUGAUUAGCUCGCGCUCAAACAAAUAACAUCGCCGUCUUCACUGAACGU